UCUCCCCGAGCUUAUCAUAUCUUCUUUCACAUUCCCUUGUUAAUGCUGAAGAAUUUGUCGUUCACAUGGCCGGAUUUUUAUUCUUAAUGUUCCAGCCAUCGACUGGUCUGAUUACCCCUCCAGUCACCCGUUUCUAGGCCCCCGAUCGACGACGUGAGCUAUCUCUCAGUGAAAAGUCAUUACACUGCCCUCUCAGCCUGAUUGGAUACAUCCUGUCGAAGUCGCAUCCUCUGCUUCAACUUACUCUAAAUACCCUCUUCAUUGUUCCGCUAUGGGAAAUACUGCUACCAAAGAGGCAAGGCCCCCGGUGGGAACAUCCGGGCGAAAUGGCCAUGGACGGGGUCCAUCCGGUGGUGCUGUUGCGCUCGGAGGCCUUGGCCGUUUUCAUAAUCAAUCGGAGAGUUCACAACCUGGGGGUUCAUCGAGGCAUUUUCGUGGGAGUCGACCGGAUCUUUCCUUUCUAGGGAUCGGACCAGCGGUCGAUAGAGACUCUUUCGUUGAACGAAAGGAAACAAAACAGGAGAGGGAUGCUAGGCGACUAGCAAGAGAACGUGCCGCAAGGAUUAAGGAACGAGAACGGAGCAUGAAGGAGGAGCACGUGGAUGGUGGCUAUUUGGUGACACAAGGAGUUUAUACUGGUGUUGAGGAUUUCAAUAAGGCAGUUGUGCGUCAAUUAAUGAUUGAGCGAAGGCUUGCCCCGUUUUGGAAGGGUUUAGAAGAGUUUUCGGACUCGUGGACGGAGCACCAACUUAUGGCUGCCGCUAGAGGGCUUCCGAUUCCAGCUCCUGACGAGAUCCCCCCUGAAUUAGAAUAUAAACUCACUCCACCUCGGCUACCAGAGGAUCAGGACUUACCUGACCAAAAUCUUAACAACUUGACAGUUCCCAUCACAUCCAGGUCUCAGUCGUACAAUUCCGAUCUAUCUUCCACUACCCAUCCAGUAUCUCCUUCCAUUUCCCUUCAACCUCAACUUUCCCCUGGCGUUUCUGGUUCUCCAGGUGCACAUCUUUUUCGUGGACGGGCUAAAACUUUAGCAUCCCUGACUGCAUCAUCUAAACAUAGUUCACCAGGCGAAAUGUCCCCUCGAGAGCUACAGCUUCCCGGAGAUCCGUUUGUUAACGGGCAACCUAUUGAGGCGUACCUCUAUAAAAACCCGAUUGAAUGUCCGAUAUGCUUCCUUUACUACCCCCCAUAUCUCAAUAGAACCAGAUGCUGUGAUCAAUUGAUCUGCUCGGAAUGCUUUGUUCAAAUCAAACGCGCCGAUCCGCACCUCCCUGAACACGAACAGCGGGAUCCAAACUCACCAUCCCCUGACCGACCAGACGGACAAUUGAUCUCCGAGCCAGCAGGCUGCCCUUUUUGCGUACAGCCGGAUUUUGGUGUUUCCUAUACACCACCCCCUUUCCGACGGGGUCUUAGCUAUAUCCCCAGCAACAACUUGGACAAGACUCUCCUCUCUCCAGCGUCUUCCACAUCAUCCCUCGUGUCUGGGAAUGCUAAUAGUCAUUCGAUAACCACUCGACGCCGCGCCACUUCUCUAUCUGCAAAUUCUCCGGCUGUUAUUACGACCGACAAAAUUCGGCCCGAUUGGGCUCACAAACUCCAAACAGCACGGGCACAAGCUGCUAGGAGAUCCGCUGCUGCAACUGCGUUGCAUGCAGCUGCGUAUAUCAAUGCAAUGAACAAUCCCAUUGAAACUAGAGGUAUGGGAAGCAGCAGUAGACGUAUGUUGCGACGAACAACUGGGCAUGGAUCGGAUAACUCAACUAACCAAGCCGGCUCUGUUGCUCUCUUGGCGGAGCGACGAGCCAUUGCUGCAGAUCGUGAAAAUGAUUCCCCUGCGGAAAGCACGUCAAAUUUAGCGCCUGCACGUGCAAGCUCUAGACGAAAUCGGAUGGACGAACUUGAAGAGAUGAUGAUGAUGGAAGCCAUAAGACUGAGCCUCGCCUCUGAAGAAGAAAGGCGCAAAAAGGAAGAGAAGGAAGCCAAAAAAGAGGCCAAACGGCGAGAGAGGGAAGCUAAAAGAGCAGAAAAAUUAGCGAGGAAAAAUGGCCUUUACAGCAAUAACCCUAGCUCGGUGGCUCUGGACGCUACUGGAAGUAACACAGCUGUCAGAUCUGGCCGUGAGCUUUCGCCCCCUGUUUCUGUUCUUGAACCAUCGAGCGACAAAGGAAAGGCUAUUGAUCGUCCGGGGUCCUUAUCUGAACCUCCACAUACCGACACCCAAUUACCCGGUCUCCCAAAGCUAAGCUUAAAGACUUCUGAUGAUGACCUUUCUUCCAUCUUCGCCCCUUCAUCAGCCGCAGCAGCAAAGCGAUCGCAUCUCCGACAUAUUUCGAGCUCCUCGUCCUCCAAUUCAUCAUUGGUGGGAUCUGCAUGUGGGGAACUCAUGGGCUCUAGCAGCACACCCAAUUCUAACUCGGCCAUUGAGCCCGUAUUGAAUUUCAGGAGCCUCGAUGCCGUGAUUGACGACGAAAAUACAAAUGGCAGCCGUCACGAACAUCUUGAGGGAGCGACAAAAUUGAAAAAGACCCAGCAGCCAUCCAAUGACAAUGCAAUUUCCCCUCUCCCUAAUCGAGAUCUAGGACUGGGAGUAGAGCCGGGAAGCGUCCAGCAGGCCACUUUGCCUCCACAAGGAGAUCCAAGCAUUAAUAAGGACGAAAAUGACAUUCGCCACAAAGAGUUGCAGUCGCAUACUGUGGAAAUCGUGCAUGGGGGCAAUACGAACUUGGAGACGGUUGGCUAGACAGUCCUCAUAUUUAAUUCUGAAGGUAGAUGUUGUGACGAUAAUUUCUUGUCUCUCAUUCUUCCUAGUCUCUGCUCUUUGCAAACCUCCUCACCCGCAUCCCCAUCCCACCUUCGCCCUUGAUCACACCCUUUUCUUACUAAAUUUCCAACCCUUACAUCUCCAUUCCCCCAUCCCUCCAUUUCACAGGCCCCAUUUUAUGUUACUUUCACGGUAAUGUCCGAAACAAACAACUUAUUCGUCCAUUUAUGUAAAUCGCGAAACUGUUGGCCCCCACCCCUUCUUUUUCCUUAGUUUCAUUUCAUUACUUUUCCUCAUAAGCCACGUCUUUUUCACGAUGUCUACGAAAGUUGUUGGUCAGGUUUGCGUGUCUUUUUUGUUUUUGGUCCAUCUAGCAAUUCCCCAUUGGUACCAUUGUCCAUUGCUUUCGUCUGUUGAUUUUCAGGUUCUAGGCGGCAACGUCCCGAUAUAGUGGCUAUGGUGUCGCCUAUUUCAGUUUUUUCACACCUUUAAAAUCGUGUUACUCAGCUUGUUCUUCUCUUUCUAUUUUGCUAUCUUGUACAUAUACAUAUAUAGACACUGGCUACUAUUCUCGUAUGAAAACCCAAACUUGUUUCUUAU
Histoplasma capsulatum G186AR is the source of this 3367-nucleotide messenger RNA. Its product is annotated as C2H2 zinc finger domain-containing protein. Bases 272 to 2746 code for a protein of 824 amino acids. Lineage: Eukaryota; Fungi; Ascomycota; Eurotiomycetes; Onygenales; Ajellomycetaceae. The transcript has 2 exons. Gene Ontology annotation, cellular component: cytoplasm. The record is from RefSeq and is a predicted model, not a curated record.